GAAAUCACAUCUCUUUUGUUUUUCACCGCGUUUUUUCUUUAUUUGCCUCAAGAAAAACUCUUUUAAUUGCUAUCCAAAAAGCAAAACAAUUAAUUGUUUAUAAACGAAAUGCCUGCUGGCAUUAUUAAGACACCAAAUUCUGGUCGUGGGGCAGGUGGUAACAAGGAUGCCAAUUCUGCAAAGAAAACUAGAUCAGCCGAGGGCAAAGGCUCGGCCACGUCCAGCGGUGGUAAGAAAUUGGUCCAGACGCGUCUGCCCUUUAAGCUGAUAACACCGGGAACUGGAACUGGAAAAGCAAGCGCUGAAGAUGGUGUAUCCACCACUUCAGCAUCAUCAUUGACUGUGAUCGAUUUAGAUGUUGUAGAGCCGCGCAAGCGCAAACUAUCCUAUGGCGCCGAGGAUAACGAAGAUGAAGCCACCGCAAAUGGCAACACAAGCGGCAGUGAAGAUUCUCUGUUGCGCCGCUCGAACAGCAAAGAGAAUCUGGCUGUCGGUGCAGUUGUCACUAAAAAAGCCAAGACAGUGGAAUCAGAAGCUGAAGCAAUGGCCGAAGAUGUAAUCGCCUUGGAUGACGACGAUGAUAGCGAUCUGGCGACUGAAACUGAUACUAAAAAACCCAAGCAAAAGGAGCCAACCCAAAAGAAAAUACAAAUUAAGUUGCCACUUUUGAAUAAACGAUCGAAGCGUCGUAAAUCCCUAAAAAUGCUAGAGGAGGAAGCCAAGCCAACGGUCACCAAAGCCGCUGCAGUGGUAGCCAGUGACUCUAGUGAUGAUAUUGAAGAUCUGGCUGAAGAAUUAAAUCCCCAGAAGAAGCAAAAAGUCGCGGAAACAACAAAGGCCCAGGAAACGAUACAGGACAAACGAAAUAAGGAAAGCGAAGAUCCGAAGAAAACUAAAGAGCAGCCCGAAAGUAAAAGCAUCGAAAACGCAAAGGAAGAGACUCCCAAGGAUGUAGAUGAAUCGGAUGUUCAGCUUGUGUCCAGCAGUGAGAGUGAGUCCAACCUUCCGUCCAACACAGAUCAAGACAUGGAUGUUGACGACACAGAGACUGUAAAUAAAAACACACCCGAAAAAGAGAAACCCUCACGGAAGAGCAUUCCACAAGUUGCAACUGUUGCUGCUGCUGCUGCUGCUGGUAGUGAAUCCAAGAAACAGGACAAUCUUACACCCAAACAGCAGCGUCUACUCGAGCAACGACGCAAGGCACGGGAGGAGAAGGAGCAAAAGCUGCAGGAAGAGCGACGACUCAAGCAGGAGGAAAAGGAGCAACGGGAACAGCAAAAGAAAAUGGAACGUGACCAGAAAGAGGAACAGCGACGCAAGGAACGAGAUGAGAAAGAGGAACAACGCCGCAAGGAACGCGAAGAGAGGGAACGGAAACGCCAGGCCGAGAUGGACACCAAGAACGAGGAGAAACGCAAACGUAAUGAGGCCAAGGAAGAGAUCCAACGCAAAAAGGACGAAGAUCGUCGUCGCAAAGAGCAAGAGAAAGAGGAGGCCGAACAAAAGAAGAAGCGAGCUGCCGAAUCUUUCACCAAAUUCUUUGUCCAAAAGCAAAUACCCAAUGCAGAAGGCGGCACCAACUAUCCCGAGGCCGAGCAGAAUAGCUGUGACAGUAAUGGCCACCAAAUUGGCGGCAGCAGUAGCCAACAGUCACUAGCCUUUCGACCCUUCCAGGUGAAGGACGACAUGGUAAUGGCACCCGUGACAAGAGCCAAUAUGGAUUCACCCCAAAGGAAACAAUUGGAUGGACUCUUUCGUCGGGAUGACGAUGCGGACGAGGAUGAAGAUGAAAUAACCAUUGGACGCUCUAAGCGUCCGUCGAAAGCCCAGCUUUAUCUCAGUGAACUAAGUCUGGGCAAGCACAAGCCUCUUAAGUCCCAGCGUGAUGCCCGCUUGGAAAGACGUACCAAAGAUGAGGAGGAAUAUGAUGAUGUCCAGAUCAUAGAUGAUUUGGAUACUGGAGCCGGCAUGAUGCCCAUUGUGGAGGAUCAAUCCAAGCAACUGCCUCGAAUGAGAGCCAAAUAUUUACACUUUGCCGAUAAUCGUCGUCCGCCCUAUUAUGGUACAUGGCGCAAAACCACAAAGACCAUUUCCGCCCGUCGCCCCUUGGCCCAGGAUAAGAUUCAUUUUGAUUACGAUCUCGACUCGGAUUGCGAGUGGGAGGAGGAGGAACCGGGUGAAUCUCUGAGUGCCAGCGAAGAUGAAAAAGAAAAGGAGUCCGAAGAGGAAUCUGAGGAGGAAUACAAUGAAUGGUAUGUGCCGCAUGGUCAUCUCAGCGAUGAGGAGCUGCAAAACGAUGGUGAAAUGGAAGAUGGCAAUACGCGAGAGGCCCAAAAGGCUAAGUUGCAGGUGCUGCAACAGGAAUUUGCCCAGGAAAUGAAGAAGCAAACAAAGAAGAUUAAGCCCCGUCUCCUCGGACCUGUCUGGCUGGACGAGGAUGGUAAAAUGUCGCAGCUAUAUCCAGCCUGUUUUGCCCAGACCAUCGAAAUGUAUGGCUGCUGGCAGCUAGAACCACUCACUCUUGAGCCGCCACCCGAACCACAACGCGAGGAAGAGCCAACAAAUCCAGUGAGCAUUUUGCAAUUGGAUACGCCGCGCAUCCAGCAGCUGAUAAAACUGAUUCACGGCAAUCGCAAUUCAAAAGUAUUUCUAAUAUCUGAAUUUCUGGAGUAUCUCAAGGGUCCUCUGCAGGAUGAAUCGGGCACAGCCCAGCAAUAUCAGUUGCCAUCGAAGAGUGUUUUGCGUGAAAAGUUUGAUGAACUGGCCACCUGGCAGCCAAUUGAAUUGACCAAUUCAUCCGAAACUCCGGUCACUAAUGGCAAUAAUAGUGCCAGCGCCAAAAAGCUGAAGAAACCCAAGAAGCGCCUCUGCUGGGUUGUGCCCGAGGAUAUGCUUGAAAAAUAUGAUCUGAAAUCCUUGACCCUGCAAAAUGAAUGGAGCUAUGCCCUAACUCCGAAAGUCAAACAAGGCGCCGCCGACACAUCGAUACGUGAUAUCUCUAUGCAAGAUGAGUCGACACCGCCGGCUGCUCCUCUUCCGCCACUGCCAGCCACUGCGUCGGAAGAAACUGCAGAAUCAUCACCGAAGACGGCAAACCCAAAAGCCGCAGGAUCACAAAAGAAACGUGCUCCUCUGCUAAUGUCUGUGCCCAGGGAUCAGCCAAUUCAUGGGCCAACAAAAAAUGCACUCAUCAGUCGAUAUCUGAGACGACAGAGUGAUGCCAAGGCAGCCAAAACGGAAAAGUCCGAUCAGGAUCAGCAGCAAGGGGACGAUGUUGUUGAACUCUCCGAUUAGAGAUUAGAAUAUAAUAUUUAAAUUAUAUAUACUUAUAUGGCUCAAUAUAUAGAUAUAUACACACACAUACAUACAUAUCAAAAUUCCCCCAAAUUUUUUUUUUGUGUAAGUCUGUUUGUUAUACUUAUAUAUGUAUGUGUGUGUGUGUGUGAGCCAAAAGCCUUUUAAUUUUCCCAUUCUUCUUUGUUAAGUGAACUAUACAAUUUUUAGAUAAAAUUGAUUAUAUACAUAUUUAUAAAUACAUACAUAUACACCACGGGUUUUUUUUUCUCUAUUUCAUAAUCUAACCUUUAGCUAUAGUAUAACAUAUUAAUAUUAAUAUAUAUUUUAACAAUAUGCGCAAGUCGAUAUUAGUAAUGGGCUAAAUGCAGUUCAGCAUGCUUCAAGUAAAUCAAGAGUUUUAUUCAA
Molecule: messenger RNA, 3705 nt
Organism: Drosophila willistoni
Lineage: Eukaryota; Metazoa; Arthropoda; Insecta; Diptera; Drosophilidae
Gene: Caf1-180
Product: chromatin assembly factor 1 subunit A-B
Exons: 3
Coding region: 109-3297 (1062 amino acids)
Biological process (GO): nucleosome assembly
Cellular component (GO): CAF-1 complex; nucleus
Source: RefSeq, a predicted model, not a curated record